Messenger RNA from Penicillium waksmanii, 1329 nucleotides. RefSeq lists its product as uncharacterized. Gene Ontology annotation, molecular function: ubiquitin protein ligase activity. Gene Ontology annotation, biological process: ubiquitin-dependent protein catabolic process. The transcript has 2 exons. The record is from RefSeq and is a predicted model, not a curated record. Lineage: Eukaryota; Fungi; Ascomycota; Eurotiomycetes; Eurotiales; Aspergillaceae. Gene Ontology annotation, cellular component: cytoplasm. Bases 1 to 1329 code for a protein of 442 amino acids.
AUGGCACCUUCUACCACCACGGCAGCCGCCAGUGCUGCGACCACAACUGGCAGUAGCGGAGGCGGCGGGGGCUCAGGCGCCACGAGCUCGCCGCUACUAUUUUUUGUCGCGCUCGGAUUUGGCGUCGUCUUCACCAAUCUAUGGAUCAUUGUCGGUGUCAAAUACUGUUUCCGAUAUAAUCAACGGAACCGCCAGCUGCACGGCGAGGAGACUGGCGACCCUAUUGACCUGGUAGCCAUGCCACGUCCUCAUCGCCGACGACGCGAAAAGAAACUCAUGUCGAUGGAUGAGGUCAAUGAGCGAUUCCCCUUGGUGAAAUACAAGGUGUGGAGGUCAUCCCGUGCCCACCAGGGCCUUCCAACUGAAGGUGGCAUCACGGCUCCGAACAGUAGACCGCCGAGUCUGGCUGACGAAAGUGGUGUUAUUUCCGCCCCGACUGCGACUGCGACUGCGCCUGCGCCCAUUACGGAUGAAACCUCGCCGCCUUCGGUCGAAAACGGUCUGCGUGAAGAAACACAUAGUGAUUCUACACCUGCUUCACAUCUCGAAUCAACCUCACGACCAGCGGAUGAGAAAGCUUCUCCUGCGACGGGCGUAUCCGUAGUUCACCACGACGAUGCAGCCGAUGCGGAAGAAAAGUGGCGGCACUCAUUGGUGAACGAAGGCAUCGAGGCCGAAGAGGACGAGGAAGACGGUGAUCAAAUUCGAAAAGCCGUUCCCUCCGAGUUAUUGCCAAACCCUGGUGAUUCCUGCGCGAUCUGCUUGGAUACCAUCGAGGACGAUGAUGAUAUUCGUGGAUUGACCUGUGGACACGCUUUCCAUGCCUCCUGCGUCGAUCCGUGGUUGACCAGUCGAAGGGCUUGCUGUCCUUUGUGCAAGGCUGAUUACUAUAUUCCUAAGCCUCGCUCACAGGCGCCCGACGGGGCUGCCGGUGCAGAUCGUAACGGACGUCGUGCUGCAACAAGUCGUAUUGAUCUCCUCGCCAGGCCUGUUCGAGCAGCACGACCCGGGGGCGCGUCGAAUCUAUUCCGGAUGCCGGUGGCAUUACCUAGCCGGUUUUUCCAAUCGUCCCCUCCACCUCAAUACCCACCACAAGAUAGCUCCCCGCGAGCAGGAACUCGCCCCGAACCAACUACAUCCGACAUGAACCAAACACAAUCACAGUCGCGAUGGUCGCGUUUCAUCCCCUCUCGUCUGCGUUCGAAUCCAUCUCCGCAGACACAGACAUCUCCAACAAACGAACAACAACUGCCCGGGAGUUCUCCGGCUCCAGGCUUCGCCGCUGGAGAAACUCGAACCCCAGCCCAACUCGAGGCUGGCACUACAUAA